UACUUUUUGCUGCUUCUUUAUUGAACGAGACCCCAACGCUGUGAGACACCGCGAAAAAAGGAUGUUGGUUUGGCGUGGUAUGGUUCCCAACAUUCAAUUUUCUCGGGGGAAUUUCUUCAAGCACCUUCCGGCUUCGACACCAACGUCUAUUUGUUGCCCGUGCAACAUCAUAAGCACUGGAACCUUAUUCACUACUCGAGCACUUAGAUCUUCCUAUUUCGAAUCCCUUGCUUCCCAUCAAAAGGAUCAGGUCCAUCUCUACGUUGACACUCUUCUCCAAUGGAACCAGAGAAUGAAUCUUACCGCCGUUACAGAGGUAAAUGAGGUUAUGGAAAGGCACAUUGAGGAUUCACUUGCAAUUAUACCCCCUAUGAGAAGUUCUUAUGCCUCCCACUGUAACGACUCAGUCGACAGCAUCAACCUCGUUGAUGUCGGAAGCGGCGCGGGGCUUCCCGGAUUGAUUUUAGCUAUUGCUUGCCCAGAUUGGAAGGUAACCCUAUUAGAGUCUAUGAACAAGCGCUGCGUUUUCUUGGAGAAUGCCAUAGGUCUUGCUGGCUUGUCUAAUGUCCGAGUUGUGAGAGGAAGAGCGGAGAAUUUGGGGCAGGAUCUUUGCUUCAGAGAAAAAUUUGAUGUAGCAGUGGCAAGGGCGGUUGCAGAGAUGAGAAUCUUAGCUGAAUACUGUCUUCCACUGGUUCGCGUUGGUGGUCUAUUUGUAGCUGCAAAGGGUCAUGAUCCUCAGGAGGAAGUUAGAAAUGCAGAAAGAGCAAUUCAAAUGAUGGGUUCUUCCCUGUUGCAACUUUCCUCAGGUGGAUAUUUUGCCUGUAUGAUCCAUUCCAUACAUUUUCAGUCUUCACCUCUGCGGCUAGGAUAUGAGUUCUUUGCCUGCACAUAUUUUUGGCACUUAAUCAUGUUGUUUUUUGUGUUCCUUGUAUGCCCAGUGGAGUCACACAGCCCAUAUGGACAGCGAACUGCCAUUAUAUGUUUGAAAGAUCGCCCCACCCCAAGAAAGUAUCCUCGUGAUCCGGGGGUACCAGCAAAAGCACCACUGUAAAUGAUUCGGAUGCCCAUCCUGCUUUUAUCUUUAUUGACAACUUGUGUGCUUUGAAAUUAUACUUGUUCCAAAUGGAUGCAGCACAAAAACAAAAGCAAACAUUCGAUUUGAUCUAUCAGAGUGACCUACUGUGAUUGAUA
Messenger RNA from Juglans microcarpa x Juglans regia, 1191 nucleotides. RefSeq names its product ribosomal RNA small subunit methyltransferase G. The transcript is spliced from 8 exons. Bases 62 to 1051 code for a protein of 329 amino acids. Gene Ontology annotation, cellular component: cytoplasm; cytosol. The record is from RefSeq and is a predicted model, not a curated record. Lineage: Eukaryota; Viridiplantae; Streptophyta; Magnoliopsida; Fagales; Juglandaceae. Gene Ontology annotation, molecular function: rRNA (guanine-N7-)-methyltransferase activity. Gene Ontology annotation, biological process: rRNA processing.